This is a messenger RNA of Argiope bruennichi, 1263 nucleotides long. RefSeq lists its product as uncharacterized. Bases 1 to 1263 code for a protein of 420 amino acids. The record is from RefSeq and is a predicted model, not a curated record. The transcript has a single exon. Gene Ontology annotation, molecular function: zinc ion binding; nucleic acid binding. NCBI's taxonomy places the organism in Eukaryota, Metazoa, Arthropoda, Arachnida, Araneae, Araneidae.
AUGGCUCCUCCCAAAAAGGGUCCUUUCAGUGGGCAUCGUAAAGCACAUAUUUCUCUUAACCAACAUGAACAUUUUGAUCAUUUUUUCGUUAUUAAACGUGUUUCCGAACUAAAAGAGACUUUUGAAACUGUAUCUCCCUUCUUGGUCCAGAAAGCUAUACAAGCAACAGUCGGAGAAAUCUCAUCCAUUCGAAAGAUGAGAUCUGGCGACUUGCUGGUAGAGGUCUCAUCUCGAAAGCAAGCUAACCAAAUACAGAAACUUAAGGCCUUGGCAACGAUAUCGGUCAUAGUAACCCCUCACCAAUCUUUAAAUACUUCAAAAGGCGUCAUUACCUGUGGAGAGUUAUUAAAUGUUCCCAUAGAGGAAAUAACUUCUGAAAUGAAAUCACAAGGAGUUACACACGUUCGUCGAAUUGCUAUACGGCGUGACGGAGAACUCCUCGAAACUAAGCACCAUAUUCUUACCUUUCAGACGCCAAAAUUACCUGAAUUCGUAUAUGCAGGCUACAUUAAGUUGCCGGUGAGGCCCUAUAUUCCCAACCCAUUAAGGUGUUUCCAGUGCCAGCGUUUCGGCCAUUCGAAAGCAAAUUGCCGCGGGUCUGUCACAUGUGCCCGCUGUGCACAGAAAGGUCAUGACAGUCAGCAGUGUUCUGCACAAGAAAUGUGCGUGAACUGCAAAGGCAAACACCCCUCUUAUUCUCGAUCCUGCCCUCGCUGGACACUGGAAAAACAAGUUACUACCAUUAAAGUGAAAGAAAAUUUAAGCUACCCCGAAGCUAGAAAAAAGGUUCAGGCUCAAACUCCCAUACCUGGUGUCAGCUAUGCUUCAGUAGUUAAGAAGCCGUUUUGUGAAAAUUGCUCAUGUGAAAACUGUAUAAAAUAUGUCAAAAAUUCCAACCCUCCUGAAAAAACAUCAGACUCUGACACAGAGCUUUCCACAAAUGCUUCAAUUGACAACCCUAAACCUGUUAAGCAGAAAUCAAAAUCAAAGUCAAAAUCACUGACCUUAAAUUUAGCAAAACGUGGCCUUACACACAAAGACUUGCAAAAGAAAUUGAGAAAAUCAACCUCAAAAAAUUCUGUUGCUUUGGGACUAGCAACUAAGGGUGUGGUGCAUAAGGAUUUACAAUCCAUCUUUGGCGACACACUUUACAGUCCCGACUUUAAAUUACAUCCGUCUGAGGAUGAAGACGAACUUGAAAUGAGUUGCGAAGACCAGGCAACUCCAACAACUGCUCCUUCUACUUCCAAGCGACUCUCUUGA